CUUGCCGAUGCAUCCAAAAUGCGUUUGCCGUAGUGACUUGUCCAAUGAUGUACCAACGUCCACGCACAAUUGCGCUGUACCACCAUGUUUAACCACCAAUCUUGACCGUGAGAAAUUUCCACCAGCGCUUGAGCAUAUAACGACGCAUGAUACUUUUCAAAAACUAAGUUACGCCACUAAGUUACCAUUCAAUGCACUUUGGCCGUCCAAGGAUAUCGUCGAUGCAUGUGUGGGACUUUCGCUUUUCAAAGGAAUUCCUGAUGACAGUACGGAAAGUAUUAUUGGAAAAAGGAUCAUCCAAUAUGUCAGUCCAGCAGUUGAUUUGUAUAAAGUCGAUGAUUCUACAGUGCGUAAACGCCUGAUAGAAUACACAUACACUACGACAUCAUUAGAUGCUAGCAAAGAUGUCUGGGGUAACUGGAUGGAAACAACGAGGGCCUUUUCACCAAAGAAAUGUCACUUCCAUGCAACAUCUUGCGAUACAGUAGAGAAUGAAGAAUCAGUGCAGAUGGAAAAGGAGUCUCGAAAUAUUUGCAAUGAAAAUGUGUCUCGCGAAUUUUUACGUUGUACUGGUAGUAAUGUCAAUCACGAAGGUAAAUUGCAGAAACUAAUAAGCACGGAGAACAAGGACACAAUAAAAGAUUUGAUUGAAAAAAAUAAAUUGAGUCUAAUAUAUGAUAAGUUGCCUUUAUCAUAUGGUGGUUAUAGAUCUGAACUUGGAAUUGGAGUAAGAUUGGAACGAAAACAUAUACCGGUGGGUCAUCCUGAUUUGACAGUGUCACAAGCUGUUGCCCGACGAUACGAAGAUGACUCUUCACUUUAAAAAACUUUAAAGUAAACGAAAUUAAUAAAUAGUCUUUAUUGACAAUUCCUGUAUAAGACCAUUUUUUAUAUUUGACACUUACAAAUUUUGUGUAACAUUUCAACAGUCACCGAAUAAAUUAUAUAUAUAUAUAUUUAUUUAUUUAUUAUUAGAUGUAUAUUCGGAAAUAUAUAAUAGUUCUUUAUUAUUAUUAUUUCAUUAAUAAUAUAUAUGCUAACGUUUAUGGCAUUAUACUCGCUCAAUUUGUAUUCGUGUUAAAUAGUCUAUCCAUAAAUACUGAUUGCAAUAAGAUUCGAUGAGAACAAUGAUAAUACCAAUCAUUCUUUUUUUGCCAGAAUUUAAUCGAAUGAACUCUUCUGCAAAAAUACACGAAGCUUGCACAAUUGAAUUCCUGAUGAAUACUUUUAUAAGUAACUUUUAAUUAUAAGUGCCAUUAACUUGUGCUACAGACAUUGAAUACCUUGAGUGCAGUCAAUCCAUUUCUUAUAACGUCUAUACUCAAUGCCUUCUUAUUGAAAAAAUAAAAUAAAAUUUGCUCAAAAUAUUUGAUUCUAGAAAUUAAUCUAGAUCAAUAUCUCACUACCCUGUAUAUUCAUAUAUAUUAUAUAGAACUUAAUAACAGUAAUAAAGAUUAAACAUCAUAUGAUAUAGGAGCAAUUAUAUACUGUUCCCAAUAAGCGAUUCACUCAUUAAUUUCGGAACGAAUUUACAGUUUGGUAAAAUUGAACGU
Messenger RNA from Cephus cinctus (wheat stem sawfly), 1553 nucleotides. RefSeq lists its product as uncharacterized. Lineage: Eukaryota; Metazoa; Arthropoda; Insecta; Hymenoptera; Cephidae. The coding region runs from base 8 to 823 and encodes 271 amino acids. The record is from RefSeq and is a predicted model, not a curated record. The transcript has 7 exons.